GUACUCUUCAAUUGGUUGUAAUUAUUUGUUGUGUGCUCUUCUUGUAAGCAGCUUGUCUACUCUUCUAAAAGUAUUUGUUGUGUUAGUUCAUUGGAUUGUUGUAGGCCUGCUGGUGUAGCCUGUUUGAUUUGAAGAUGAAGUGUUUGCUUGUGCUAGUUAUAGGAGCAAUGAUAAUGCAAGCAUGGGCUGGAAAACCUUCUCCAGUGGAAGAAGAAGAGGAAGAAUACGAAGAAGAAUCAAAAGAAAUCACCAGAAAACCGAUCAAAAGAGGAAUAAUCGAUUAUGGAACAGGCUACCAUCAUCCAUAUGGAGCUUUCCCCGCCUAUCCAUAUCAUGGAUACGGUUUCCAUUAUCCUCCCACCCACACCUACAAUACUAUCCACAAACCAGUAGCCGUUCCAGUUCCUCAGCCCUACCCAGUAACCGUUACCAAAGCAGUUCCUGUUCCAGUCCCCCAAGCUGUUCCUGUGGCUGUACCUCGACCUGUACCAGUACCAGUUCCACAACCCUAUCCAGUAACGGUUACCAAGCAUGUUCCAGUAACCGUAAAUAGACCGGUACCUGUUCCAGUUCCCCAUGCGGUCCCGGUAUCCGUUCCACAUCCAUAUCCCGUUCCCCAUCCUUAUCCAGUGGUGGUAUCUAAGCCUAUAGCAUUUACCUUGGAUAAGCAUCAUCACCAUAUUCCUUCCCAUUAUGGUUCACCUUAUGGAUCACUUCAUGGGUUACAUUAUGGACUGUCUGGUUACCACAGAUGAGAGACACACUGAGUUUAUGAUUUCUCAAUGGACUUUAGUGUUUCUACUAAUACGGACUUGAAGUUACCUUCGCACUGCCAAAAAUUGUGAAACUGCCUUCACAGCUUUACAUCGGUCAUAAGGCUUUAAAUUUUGUAAAUACUUUGUUGAUAUUGAAUUCUGUAUAAUUUUAUGAUCUGUAUAGUUUAUAUGUUUUAUAGUAAAGUAUGUUGAAAUGUUGAACACUUAAAUUAGCAUUUAUUUCAUUCACAUUCCUUUUU
This is a messenger RNA of Nilaparvata lugens (brown planthopper), 1015 nucleotides long. RefSeq names its product anti-sigma-I factor RsgI2. The record is from RefSeq and is a predicted model, not a curated record. Lineage: Eukaryota; Metazoa; Arthropoda; Insecta; Hemiptera; Delphacidae. The coding region runs from base 135 to 755 and encodes 206 amino acids. The transcript has 3 exons.